AGAACAUCUCAAUGAACAAUGAUAUAAGUUUGUAGACUUUGAACCAAACACACAAACUAACAGUGCUUUCAGUGCAGUCAUACUCACACUCACGAGUUGUCACACCAAACGAGUUUCGAUAUAAACUUUUUGAUCACUUGUUUUCAAAUUGUGUUUUCAAUCUUCACGUGUUUUACAGUCAAAUACCUGUAAUUCAUUCACUAUAAGUCAGUGCUCGGCGUAACUGUUCACACAUUUGAUUCAUUCAUUUAAUCGAAAAGUUAUCACAAAUUGUUGAAUAAAAUGAAGAUUUCGAGUAAAUCGACGGCUUUGAGCUUUUUAUCACCACUUUUGAAUCGACUUAUUAUAACAAUAAUGGUUUGCGUAAUACUUUUUGAAUUUAAACCUACUCAGGGUCGGCCCAGAAGUAGUUCCUCCAAAAAUACUUUUGAAAUGUUUAGCCGGGAGUCCAGAUAUGCCAAAGCAUUAAAAUCAGACAAAUCUACGAAAUCUAAUAAAUCAUUUCGGAGUCCAUAUUUGCGAAUGAGAGAAGUGCCGGAGCCGGAGAUCACAGCUAUCGAGACAUCAACUCAUAUCCUGCAGUGCGAGGCCGGCGGGUCUCCCACUCCGACCAUAUUUUGGCUCAAAAAUGGCAAAAGAAUUAAUCAGGGAGAAAUCGGUUCUCUGAGCGACGAUGACAUUCAAAAAGGGGAGUUGAGUCUGAGUCUGACCCGAUCCCGGCUUUUCCUGGACUGUGUUCACCCGAAAGACGACGCCGUCUACUCGUGUGUCGCCUCAUCGCCCACACAUCGUGUCAGCGCUGAAUCACAUCUUAAAGUGGUUCCCAACGUGAGGACGAGUAACGAGUUGUCCAACGAAGCGGACAAUAGUGUUGCCAAAUGUUUGGCGAAGAAGUCUUAUGGCUCUGCGGCCAGGAUUCACAUGUGGACCCAUAAUAUACUGGAAAUGAUCGGAUCAGACGUACAGCUGCUAUGCCGGGCCAGUGGAGUGCCGGCGCCCACAAUCAGUUGGGUCGGUCCUGAAGACAAUACCCUCACCAAUAGCGACAAGUAUAAGGUGUUAGAGAACGGGGAUCUCCUAAUCCGAGAUCUCACGUGGGAUGAUAUGGGGAACUACAUGUGUGUGGCUGAGAACCAACACGGAUCAGACCGAACAUCCCUUUUCCUUUAUCCGACUCUUCCUGAAGACAGAAAAUGAAAGAAAUUUUAUUUUAAAUAAGUUUUACUAAAAAAGAGAUUUAAAUGACAUUUAUUUUGAAGAUUAAUUGAAAUGAAUAUAGAAUUUGAAUCGAGAGUAGAGAAUAACGAUUAACUCAAUUACUAUCUAUUAAUCGCAGUAUUACUUAAACUAUUUGUUUG
This is a messenger RNA of Oppiella nova, 1358 nucleotides long. NCBI's taxonomy places the organism in Eukaryota, Metazoa, Arthropoda, Arachnida, Sarcoptiformes, Oppiidae. The record is from the annotation of a GenBank genome assembly.